AUGCUCCUUCUACCCUCAAUACUGGUUGCAUGUACGUUAACGAAGACAACACUCGCUGGUUUCAUAGAAGGAAGUGACUCUGGAUGGCACGGCACCACUAAUUACGGAGUCACGAGUUACGGUCCCAGCGACAAGGAUGUAAAUGUUCAUCAGGAUCUCUCCUCUUACGGGCCGUUUUCUUCUUACGGAAGUGACGGUGAUUUUCACAUCAGCCAUGAAUUUAAUCCCGAACAUACAUUCGUGCAUUCAGUGCCGAUUAGCAAGCACGUGGAAAUCACGAAGCCAGUAGCGGUGCCAGUCAUAACGAAUAUCGGUGUUCCAGUGGCGCAACCCGUGGCGAUUCCCGUGCCCCAUCCUGUGGCCGUAGCCGUUCCUCAACCUUACCCUAUUCACGUACCAGUCGCUCAGCCGAUCGCCGUACCGGUCGUGAGGACCGUCGCGAUUCCAGUGGAAAAGAAGGUGCCGUAUCCAGUGGAGAAGAUUGUACCGGUGCCCGUGGAAAAGGCAGUACCGAUAACAGUGGAGAAACACAUAGCCGUGCCGGUGGAGAAACCGUACCCGAUCCACAUACCAGUUUACAAACAUGUUUUCUAUCGGAAAACGAAAAAUCACAACCAUGGCCACCAUGGUUGA
Molecule: messenger RNA, 633 nt
Organism: Dinoponera quadriceps
Lineage: Eukaryota; Metazoa; Arthropoda; Insecta; Hymenoptera; Formicidae
Product: zinc finger protein 512B-like
Exons: 4
Coding region: 1-633 (210 amino acids)
Source: RefSeq, a predicted model, not a curated record